AUGGUUCUCCUGUGGAUGAUCCUGCUGGAGGUUCUGCUCUGUGCAGAGGCCGAGAACGUGACCGAGGUCAGAGGGCAGCUGGGGGCAGAGGUCAAUCUAACCUGCUCCAGUGGGAGUUCAGACACACACUGGUACAUAGAGAUCUACAGUCAGCUCAGAGCAUAUAUCGGACGCAGUUUGUCUUCAGUCCCUUCCUACUACUCUCCUGAUUUUGAGACCAAGUUUUCAAUCGUGGGAAACAGCCUGAUGAUUAAGAACCUGACAGCAGAGGACUGCAGGCUUUACUACUGUGGCAUCAAGAGAGACGGCAGCAUUCAGUUUGUGGGAACUUUCCACCUCGUCUCAGGUGUAACCGCUGACCCUGUGAGAGGAGUAUUGCAGAGCGAUCCUGUGGUCUUCAGCUCUCUGACCCUGAACGCUGUGCUCGUUUUAGUGGUAAUCUGUCUGAGUUGUGUAUCAGUGUCUCUGAAGAGGAGAAUCAGCAGGUAUCAGGCAAACCUCCCUCCAGCUGGGACCAGCCUGGAGACUCCACAGUACGAGGAGAUCCAGCUCCCCCCUCGACCUUCUGCUCCUCCAGAGUGCAUUUACUACAAGGUUCAGCUUCCUCGCUCCACCCUGCGUCGAAGCUGACAGACACACCUGGACAGGUGGAUGAUACCUGCUGGAUUCAGAGCUGGUGGACAGAGGUCAGACUGAUCACUGAGGACUUGCUGCUCCUGUCGGGUUUCAGUGGUUGGACCAACAGAACCGUCGAGUUCUGCAUGGAGAAAAUCCAGAAACUUGACUUUCAUUUAAUAAAACGUCUGUCAGACACAAUCUGCUGUUUGUGAGCUGAGAUGGACCCAAGAAUGUGACAACUUUCAGCUAAAACUGCCUGAAGGUGGUUCAGGAUUUAAGGUGUAUAAACCAGAACUCAAAGCUGCUGUGAAAACCUGUCAAUGUGUCUUUGUUUGUAUCUGUUUGUCAGGUUUUGUCGCCAUGUUUCAGCCGUUUGGUUGUUGUUAUUAAUUUUUAUUAGCAGCAUCUCUCAUCAUAUGUAGGGGUGUGAUUGCACAUGGCAGGGAUAACUUGGACAUCUGUGAAGGCCCCAUUAAUGCUGAACCAUAUCUACAGGUUUAGGAACAUUCUCUGCUAUCCAGAUGAUGUCAGAUUCAGGGAAGGGCUCACUUAAUUCAGCAAAGCAGUGUUUGUGUUCCUGUAGCAGGUCAAGACUUCAGCUGCUAACCUGACCUGAAGACAGUCCAGACUAUCACCAACAAGCACACCAAAAAUAUGACAAACAAGGCCCUGAACUGUUGCAAGCAAGAGUGGGAAGCAUCUGAGCUGCAAACUACAGAAGGUAGUCUCAGUUGUGCAGCAGCUGUGGACUGUUCCCGUUGGACUGUUGUUGCAUAUUUGAAACAGCUUCUAAAUGUGUGGCAUUAUAUGUGGCAUACUUCUAUAUAUCUGUUUCAUCAUUCAUUUGACCUGUGACACUGCACUUUGAAGGACAUGUAAUACAUUUUCAGUUUGAUUAAUGCUGCCUUCCCUCUGUUUCUUUGUAUA
Messenger RNA from Archocentrus centrarchus (flier cichlid), 1545 nucleotides. RefSeq lists its product as uncharacterized. Lineage: Eukaryota; Metazoa; Chordata; Actinopteri; Cichliformes; Cichlidae. The record is from RefSeq and is a predicted model, not a curated record. The transcript has 4 exons. Bases 1 to 630 code for a protein of 209 amino acids.